Messenger RNA from Exophiala oligosperma, 2492 nucleotides. RefSeq lists its product as uncharacterized. The transcript is spliced from 3 exons. Bases 503 to 1978 code for a protein of 491 amino acids. Gene Ontology annotation, molecular function: ATP binding; protein kinase activity. The record is from RefSeq and is a predicted model, not a curated record. Gene Ontology annotation, biological process: protein phosphorylation. Lineage: Eukaryota; Fungi; Ascomycota; Eurotiomycetes; Chaetothyriales; Herpotrichiellaceae.
CAUCUGAGACAACAACCUUUGGUGCAACAGAUUCUCUGGCAGUUUGGUCAUCGUGUGAGGAGACUCGGGCCUGUCGAGAAUCGUAAGCGUUUCAAGUAGCCGCCUGUUGCAGAUCCCGCCCCCAUGCGGGAAACGCCUUGACCUGACGUCGCCCUCGUGAACAGCAAACAAUCUCAAAAACCUGCCCAACAAACCUGUUGUCAACGAUCCAGCCACUGCAGCCUCCAAGACAUUGCAUUGUCCUUUUUUCAUAGCGACGCCAGAGGCUGUCGAGGCAGGCAGAGCUACGAGUCUUUGCCCUGAUUACACUCCGGUUCAAUCAGCGGCGGGCCGUCGACGCUGAUUCAGGCCGCCGCGCAAGAUUCGACGCCCCUCUGAUUGGCAUCACUUUUACAGGCGCUUGUGCUUUGUACCUGAUAAAAGACCUACGACCGUGUCUCCGAACUCCUCGGCGUUCCCUCCCCUCCACUCGGCACCGGUCGUUGCCAGCCUCACUACGGUCAUGUCGUCCCCAGUGCCGCUUCUUCGGGCCCCCGUCCCUGGUGGACGGAGUCAAAGCGGUACCCGAACCCCUCGACUGACACUUGGAAUCCCUCCAUCACCGAACGCAAGACCAGUGACCAGCGAGGGCGAAUCGACAAGUGAAAUCCCACGGUUCAGCCUGGCUGCGAAGGGUCCGCCAAAGUUAUCACUCGCUACGCCGAUGGGAAGCCAAGGGUCCAUUCAAGAAGGUGGAACAAACCUGAGACCACAGAUACAGCCACUGAACAUCAGUGCUGUCAACAACAAUGAUGGCGGGAGUCGGCCAAGAGGAGACAGUUUCCACAACGCAAGUGUACCAGGCUCGGCCUCAUCAUCUACAUACUCAGCCCUGUCCUUCGCCAUGCAGGGAAGGACAGGCAGUACACCGGAUCCAUCCUCUGCCAUCAGUUCUAUCUACUCCGAGGCUAGCAUAGGCGGCACCUCCAUGGAACGCGAGUCGAGCAUGGGUGGGUUGUCAAUCGAUUUCGAGAAACUCAGCAUUGAGAAAGGGAGACCACUGGAUGUUGAGGAUCUGGACGAUGAAGGAUGGGGAGCAGCAAGUGAUCAGAAAAAAAUCAUUGAGCUUGGCUCGCUGGGUGAGGGUGCAGGUGGUGCAGUCACUCGAUGUAAGCUCGAAGGUGGAAAGACAAUAUUCGCACUCAAGAUCAUCACAACAAGCCCAGAUCCGGAUGUUAAGAAACAAAUCCUGCGAGAGCUGAAAUUCAACAAGAACUGUACUUCGGAAUAUAUUUGCCAGUACUACGGUGCGUUCAUGGACAAAUCGUCGAGUACGAUAUCCAUAGCCAUGGAGUUCUGCGAAGGCGGAAGCCUCGACAGUGUCUACCGUGAGGUGAAAAAGCUUGGAGGUAGGACCGGUGAGAAGGUGCUUGGAAAGAUCGCCGAGGGUGUUCUACACGGCCUCACAUAUCUCAACAGCAGAAAGAUCAUACAUAGAGACAUCAAACCAUCAAAUAUACUGCUCUGCCGCAAUGGCCAGGUCAAACUCUGCGACUUUGGCGUCAGUGGUGAAUUUGGCACGAAAGGAGAUGCCAACACCUUUAUCGGCACGUCGUACUAUAUGGCCCCAGAACGGAUACAAGGGCAAUCUUACACCAUCACAUCCGACGUGUGGUCACUCGGUGUGACGCUACUCGAGGUGGCACAACACCGAUUUCCAUUCCCGGCCGACGGCACCGAAAUGCAACCUCGGGCGGGUCUGAUCGACCUGCUCACGUACAUUGUCGCCCAACCCAUACCGAAGUUAAAGGACGAGCCUGAAAACGGCAUCAAGUGGUCCGACAUGUUCAAAUACUUUAUCGAAUGUUGUCUGGAGAAGGAUCCGAAUAGAAGAGCGACACCCUGGAGAAUGUUGGAGCAUCCUUGGAUGGUCGAGAUGAAGGCCAAAAAAGUCAGCAUGUCGACAUUCCUCUCACAGGUCUGGGACUGGAAAGAUUGAAGGUUCCCGGAGGGUAUUUGGUGGCAACGAUUUGACUUCUUUCGAACGAAAGGCGCCCUGCGUGUGUAGCAGUACGGCUGUGGCAUGGAUGCACACAUCGAAGCUGGCCGACAGGAUCGACAGAGAUUUAAUAUGGGGGGGGAUUACUUCGACAGAGAGUUCACUUUCGAACAGAGUGAGCUAAUGAGGGGAUGUCCAGAGGGGGAGGAAACUGGGGGAGCAUGUUUGCAAAUGACCACACCCGGGUUUCAAAAGUAGCUGGGAGCUCGCUAUUGGACUCCUGGAGGUAUGAGAAGAUUCAUGAAAAACUUUGACUACUAGGUAGCUUGGCCCUGUGGCAGCUUUUUGGAACCGAACGGGCUGAAGGGGCUAUAGCUACAUCCUGUGCUAUGGGGAGUAAUGGGCCCAUGAAUGGUGUACGUAUGGACGUUUGGUACGGUAUGGAUAAUGACAAGCAAAGAGACAGUAGUGAUUGGCAAGGGCAUGUUUCUUUUAUUUUUAAACAAAAAUAGCG